GAUAAUGAAACGAUCAUCAUGCAUACUGAAAAUUCUAGAGAGAGAGAGAGAGAGAGAGCAAUGGCUGAUGCCUUAGUCGGAGCUGAAGUGAGAUCAAUCUUCAUAUACCCCAUAAAAUCGUGUCGUGGAAUUUCUGUUUCUCAAGCUCCAAUCACUCUCACCGGAUUUCGGUGGGAUCGGCAAUGGUUGAUUGUAAAUGGGAAAGGUAGGGCGUAUACUCAGCGAGUUGAACCUAAGCUUGCUCUGGUUCGAGUAGAGUUGCCAAUGGAGGCGUUCUCGGAAGAUUGGGAACCUACUAAGAGCUCGUGUUUAGUUAUAAGAGCUCCUGGCAUGGAUGAGCUAAAGGUACCAUUGAGAAGACCUGGUGAUAUUUCUUGUGGUGUCUCUGUGUGGGAGUGGUCUGGUUCAGCCUUUGAUGAGGGGGAAGAAGCAUCAAAAUGGUUCUCAAAUUAUCUUGGAAAACCUAGUCAGCUGGUGCGUUUUAAUGAAGCAACUGAGAACAGGGCUGUGGACCCUAAUUAUGCUUGUGGAUACAAAGUUACAUUUUCUGAUGGGUAUCCAUUCAUGCUACUAUCGCAGAGUUCAUUGGAUGCUCUGAAUAAGCUUCUAAAGGAGCCCAUACCUAUCAACCGUUUCAGACCCAAUAUCCUUGUUGGUGGCUGUGAACCAUUUUCUGAGGACUUGUGGAAGGAGAUUAAGAUAAACAAGUUCACAUUUCAGGGUGUCAAGCUAUGCUCCCGCUGCAAGGUGCCCACAAUUAAUCAAGAAACUGCAAUUGCUGGCUCUGAGCCAACCAAAACUCUUAUGACAUUCCGUUCAGAUAAAGUUUUGCGGCCAACCAGAAAACACCAGGGCAAGGUUUACUUUGGACAAAAUUUAGUCUGUAAGGACUCCUUUACGGGAGGGAAGGGAAAGAUGAUCAAGGUAGGAGAUCCUGUUCGUGUCGUUGAGAUGGUACCGUCCUGCGACGAUGCGCCGGCUUGAGCUGUCAACAGUAGCCGUUUGUAUGAAAUGUUAAGAAUAAGAAAACAUGUUUUCAUGGCAAUAAGAUAACUUGUAGAUAUUCUGCUAAUUUCUGUGACAAUUUAUAGCGGCCUUCGCUUAGAGAUGCCAACUAGCCAAUGUCUGGAGAGGCUGUGGACAUUCGGUGAAGUGAUGGCAAGGAUCAAUAUAUGCUUGCUUGCAUAAGCUAUUAACAGCUCUUCUGUCACAAGGAAUGCGUUCUUCUCUAUUUGAAGAUGCAUUUACAUCACUGUAUCUGGUCAAUCUGAGAUUGCCAUCUUGGUAGCAUAAGGCAAGGUUUUGUAGGCCUCUUGUACCAUAUGUAUAUCAUGAUAGCUUGCAUCAAACUAGCAAGUGCAUAUGCACAGGGAACUAUGGCCACUUUCCCCUUGGCCCCCUUCACCUAAUUUCCUUUUGAACUUUGCUAAGUGCUAAGAAGCCCUUCCUCUAUUCAUAUAGAUUGAUUCAUUAAGUCUA
Molecule: messenger RNA, 1479 nt
Organism: Diospyros lotus (date-plum)
Lineage: Eukaryota; Viridiplantae; Streptophyta; Magnoliopsida; Ericales; Ebenaceae
Exons: 8
Coding region: 19-984 (321 amino acids)
Molecular function (GO): catalytic activity; pyridoxal phosphate binding; molybdenum ion binding
Source: RefSeq, a predicted model, not a curated record